Messenger RNA from Chondrus crispus (carragheen), 180 nucleotides. RefSeq lists its product as hypothetical. The coding region runs from base 1 to 180 and encodes 59 amino acids. NCBI's taxonomy places the organism in Eukaryota, Rhodophyta, Florideophyceae, Gigartinales, Gigartinaceae. The record is from RefSeq and is a predicted model, not a curated record. The transcript has a single exon.
AUGAGUCGUUAUCAGAAGCAAUGCUUCAGUCUCACGAGUGCACAAGAAAAAAGCUUGACUCUUUCCGAGUGCGUGGCCCUGGUGCGGCGACGACGUGAUUCAAAGGAUUCGGUGUGGAUAUGUCAUGUCAAGCUUCUCCAACUCGAGCCCUACCUCAUUCUGACCAUGAACUGCACCUAA